AUGUCCCUUCCGGCACUGAGACGGCUGACCCACUCGUCUCCCCGCACUUUCGCCCGCAUCUCCGUCUCCAGAUUUCCCACUGUCUCUUCUCCCGUUCCCUCCACCCCGUCCAUUCCUCGCACCCCUCGCUUUUCCACCAUGGCCGCCCGUCAGUCUGCUGCCCCGGCAGUCCCUGCCGACAAGUCCUACGACCCCGAAAUUCAGGACAUGGCGAAGUACAUCCACGAGUACAAUGUGGAUUCCGACCUGGCUUAUGACACCGCCCGCCUGGUGUUCCUUGACACCCUCGGCUGUGGGCUGGAGGCCUUGAAGUUCAAGGAGUGCGCGAAGCUGCUCGGUCCCGUGGUCGAGGGCACCGUGGUUCCCAAUGGUACCCGGGUGCCUGGCACGCCGUACCAGCUGGACCCGGUCAAUGGCGCGUUUAAUAUCGGCGCCAUGAUCCGCUGGCUCGACUACAACGACUGUUGGCUGGCUGCCGAAUGGGGUCACCCCUCCGACAAUCUGGGUGGUAUUCUCGCCGUGGCGGACUGGAUCUCGCGCACCAACCGCGCGGGCGGCAACGUGGGCAAUGGCAAGAUCCUUAAGGUCCGUGACAUUUUGGAGGCCAUGAUCAAGGCCCACGAGAUCCAGGGUGUUCUGGCGCUGGAGAACUCAUUCAACAAGGUUGGCCUCGACCACGUCGUCCUGGUCAAGGUGGCCACCACUGCUGUGGUCUCCAAGAUGCUAGGUCUCAGCGAGAAGCAGACUGCCGAUGCUAUCACUCAGGCCUGGGUGGAUGGCCAGAGUCUUCGUACCUACCGGCACUCGCCGAACACCAUGUCGCGCAAGUCGUGGGCCGCUGGUGAUGCGUGCCAGCGCGCUGUCAACCUCGUGCUGAAGGUGCAGAAGGGCGAGGGUGGUCUGCACACUGUGCUCUCCGCCCCUGGCUGGGGUUUCUAUGAUGUUCUGUUCAAGGGCAAGAAGUUCCAGUACCAGCGCCCGUACGGCACCUACGUCAUGGAGAACGUGCUGUUCAAGGUGUCGUAUCCGGCCGAAUUCCACUCCCAGACUGCCAUUGAAGCCGCUCAGGCCGUCAACAAGAAGCUGGCGGCCUUGGGCAAGAGCGCCAAGGACAUCAAGGAGAUCACCAACCGCACGCACGAGGCGUGCAUCCGCAUCAUCGACAAGCAGUUCAAGGCAAUGGACAACUUUGCCGAUCGCGACCAUUGUGUGCAGUACAUGGUGGCUACCAUGCUCGCUUUCAACCGUCUCACGGCCAACGACUACGCCGAUGGCUCCGAGGCCGCCACCUCGCCCUUGGUCGAGGAUCUCCGCAAGCGCAUUCACUGUGUUGAGGACCCGCAGUUCACAAAGGACUACCACGACCCGACCAAGCGCACCAUCCCCAACGCGCUGACCGUCACCCUGAACGAUGGCACCGUGCUCGACGAGAUCUCUGUUGAGGCCCCGCUGGGCCACCGGCUGCGUCGUGAGGAGGCCAAGCCUGAGAUCCUGGACAAGUACAAGCGUCAUCUGCAGGCGCACUUUGACCAGGCGCGGAUCGAUGAGCUGCUGCAGGUGGGCUGGGACCGCCCGCAGCUGGAGAACUACGAUGUCGACAAGUACGUUGACUUGUAUGUGAAGGAUAAGGCAGUUGCUUCUGCGUAA
Messenger RNA from Penicillium alfredii, 1647 nucleotides. Its product is annotated as putative 2-methylcitrate dehydratase. The transcript is spliced from 4 exons. The record is from RefSeq and is a predicted model, not a curated record. Gene Ontology annotation, cellular component: mitochondrion. The coding region runs from base 1 to 1647 and encodes 548 amino acids. Gene Ontology annotation, molecular function: 2 iron, 2 sulfur cluster binding; 2-methylcitrate dehydratase activity. Lineage: Eukaryota; Fungi; Ascomycota; Eurotiomycetes; Eurotiales; Aspergillaceae.